Messenger RNA from Pedinophyceae sp. YPF-701, 1500 nucleotides. NCBI's taxonomy places the organism in Eukaryota, Viridiplantae, Chlorophyta, Pedinophyceae. The record is from the annotation of a GenBank genome assembly.
AUGGUGUGGGAUUCUGAUGAGGGGUCUGCGUCGGGCCAGGAGGACGCGGCCGUCGUGAUCCAGAAGCACGUGCGCGGCUGUAAGGCUCGGGCGCACUUCGUGCGCUCACGUGCCGCGGUGGUGCGCAUCCAGGCGUGCGUGCGCGGGAUGCUGGCGCGCGGCACGCUGCGGACCGCGCGCAACGCGGCGGUGCGGAUCCAGGCGGCGUGGCGCGGGCACGCGGCGCGGGAGCUCGCGCGGCGGAUGCGCCGCACGGCAGCGGCGACGCGCAUCCAGGCGUACGCGCGCGGGCACGCGGCGCGGGAGCUCGUGCGGCGGAUGCGCCGCACGGCAGCGGCGACGCGCAUCCAGGCGUGCGUGCGCGGGAUGCUGGCGCGCGGCACGCUGCGGACCGCGCGCAACGCGGCGGUGCGGAUCCAGGCGUACGCGCGCGGGCACGCGGCGCGGGAGCUCGCACGGCGGAUGCGCCGCACGGCAGCGGCGACGCGCAUCCAGGCGUGCGUGCGCGGGAUGCUGGCGCGCGGCACGCUGCGGACCGCGCGCAACGCGGCGGUGCGGAUCCAGGCGUACGCGCGCGGGCACGCGGCGCGGGAGCUCGUGCGGCGGAUGCGCCGCACGGCAGCGGCGACGCGCAUCCAGGCGUGCGUGCGCGGGAUGCUGGCGCGCGGCACGCUGCGGACCGCGCGCAACGCGGCGGUGCGGAUCCAGGCGGCGUGGCGCGGGGAGCUCGCGCGGCGGACGGCGCUCGAGACGCGCCGCGACCGCGCCGCGACGCGCAUCCAGGCCGCGUGGCGCGCGGCCAAGCUGCGGCAGGAGUACCUGCGCGUGAAGUGGGCGACGCUGGCGGCGCAGACGGCGCGGAGGAAGGCGGUGGCGCGGCGGAAGCAUUCAGAGCUCGCUCGCGCCAACACGGGCCGAGCGCGUGCAGCCGCCGCUCCAAACGAGGGGUCGAUCCGGACGGAGCGGUGGGGGCCAGGGAUAGGGCAGAGACUGCCGAAGCAGGGUGGGCAGGCGCCCUCCGGGAUCGUCAAAGGCUUCGCGCACGGUCACCGCAUGAUGGCCGAUGGCAUCCAGUCCGAGAGUGGGCGACUCUUCAGGGCCGUCAAUGCCUGGGGGGCGCGCACGCCGUCGAGCCAGGACGUGGCACAGGUCGUCGAACGACUGAUCGCGCUGUGCGACCGCGUCGACAGCCUUUCGCGAAAGGCGAUCGACGUGGCAUGUGUCGCCAACUCGAUCGGCGCUGUCCUGCAGUGCGUGACCGCCGUGCUGACCAAGCUCCGCGACGACGACUUUCAGUACCGGCUGAAGCAGGAGCUGCGGCGCGCCAUGAACCAGAACAAGAGCCAGAUGACGUCGUUCCUCGUGGACGACGUGGCGCCGGGCUUCGUGGUGGCGGACUGCAUCGACGACGACGUGCGCGUGGACAUCCGCGUGCCGCUGCGGGACGCCGCCGAGCAGCUCGGGCCGCGCUUUGCCUUUUUGGCGCAGCGCUUGGGGUAG